GUCUCCACAAGGGGGAAGGAGCGGAACCUCCAGGUGCGGUAGGUACAAAGCUGGAAACGGAGAAAGCAGAGAGGCUGGCAGCUGAGGGCGCAGGCAUCGCGGCGUUUCUUCAGCCACCACGCCCUCUUGAAAGUGCCGCUGGAGGAAAGGAAAAGCGCUCCCUUUACGGCAGCCCCCUUCCCUGUUGCCACCCAGACGGAGGCGCCCAACAUGGCCAAGCACGUUUUCCUUACGGGACCACCAGGAAUUGGAAAAACAACGUUGAUCCAGAAGGCCACUGAAAUUUUAAAAUCAUCCAGUGUCCCUAUUGAUGGAUUUUACACAGAAGAAGUGAGAGAAGGUGGCAGGAGAGUAGGAUUUGAUGUUGUCACGCUGAGUGGAAGAAGAGGAGUUUUAUCUCGAGUUGGCUCUGGUCCCGCAGCAGCAAGGUGUGAAUACCGUGUUGGCCAAUAUGUAGUGGAUCUAACUUCAUUUGAACAGUUGGCUCUUCCUUUGUUGAGAAAUACUGAUCUCAGCAGCAGUGCAGUGAAAAAGGUCUGCAUAAUUGAUGAGAUUGGUAAAAUGGAGCUCUUCAGCCAGUCAUUUAUUCAAGCUGUCCGUCAUAUUCUGAGUGGACCAGGACCUGUGAUCCUUGGAACCAUCCCAGUGCCUAAAGGAAAGCCUUUGGGGCUUGUGGAGGAGAUCAGAAGUAGGAAGGAGGUGAAGGUCUUCAAUAUUACAAAGGAGAAUAGAGAUGGCAUUUUGCAAGAUAUUGUGACAGCUGUACAGAACUGCCUACAAUGAGAAGUUUGUGUUAUACAUGCCAUCUUAUGUAUUCUUUACAGCCUAGUGGAGCCUCUAUCUUUGAGGCUUUAUUGACUUUGAAUAUGCAGGUGUGAGCUGAGCUAUUUCAAUUUGUUGCCUGCCAUUGCUUUUCAAAUCCUGCUUACAUUUACAUUACUCACAUUUCCUUCAUUUACAGAUAAAAUAAGGACCAGAAAAUUUAUCCUAGGAUCUGAAAGCAAAGCUAUUUGAUUUUAGCUUCAUAAUACUGUGAGGCCAGACGCUGAAUUGAAUUUUACCUAUCUCGGUGCACAUGAGAACAAAUUCUGCACAGUCCUGUAUCAAAAUUAGUGGAACUGGGCUGAGACUUUUUCAGUCGUAGCACUUCAUUGGAAGAGAAGUUUAUCUUGGUCCAAAAGUCUUCCUGACAUUUUGUAUCUUCUUUCUUCCCCUACCCUGUACAUGACUUAUCACAAGCUCUGCUUAAAUGUGCAGUAGGCACAUACCUGAAUUGCACAUGGAAUGCUCUUUAGCUGGAUCGGGGAUAACAGUAAUGAAACACAGAGAUAGGUCAGCUUGGCUUCUCAAGGUAAGUGAAAAAGGGAAAUAUGAUGAGUCCAGAAAGAAAGGACGCGCCUACUGAUAUUUCUAGUGUUAUUUUGAGGUUAGUGUUUAAAAGAAACUGCUAACUAUUGAGGAGAUAGCUGAUCAGGAUUCUGCCAAGUUUUUCACUAGGCCAUUUUUCGUUUGCUUUUUCUUUCAUUUCUAAAUUUCUGGCAGAUAUUUCCUUGAUAUAUAUUUUCAUUAAACUGUGUUGGGGGGUAUUUCUCAUGUAAAUCAAUAUUUUUCUUUAAUUCAGUUUGACAUUUGAUGGUGCUAGUUAAACAACUGUUGCAUCCACUAACGCUUAACCAUUUUUGUUUCUUUUAGCACCAUUUCUAGUUAAUAAAGAAACUAAAAAUUACUGCGACAGUUUGUGUCCCAUCUGAAUAGUGUUCAGGAAAAGUGUUUACCACUUAAAUCAGUUUUGCAUGUAAUGAAAGCUCUAUUCCCAGCCAGGUGUACAUUUGCUUUCAUGAACUAUAUAGUGUUCCUUGACUCCAGCAAAAACUGGAAAGGCAUUUAAGCCCUUUUCUUCCUUCACUCUUGGUGUAUGAAGUGUAACAAAUGAUAAAUUAAAGCAUUUCUUGGUUAAAGGAAUAUGGAAACUUGCAGUGUUCUCAAUGUCAUUUAUUUAAAUACCAGGUUAUAAUUUGUCUACAAUAGCAAGAGUCCAUCAGUAUCUUUUUUCAUACAGCGAUCGUGUUACCAGCUCUGCCUUAUUGCAGGUGCUUAGAAGUCUGCCUGUGGACUUGACAGAAAUGAGUGUUUUUUCUCCCCAUAUACUUGAGGUAAAGACUUGGUAUAACUGCAGACGUCUACUAGACUUGUGCAGUGUUAUAGCCCUAUUCAAUUUUCUUGUUUCUUAAUAUUGAGAGCAAGCCAGAAGUUAAAAACUAGCCGUCCUGUUUCAUAGAUGGUAUCUCUGAUCAUUAUAUUUGGCAUCAAGAAGGAACUUUCCCUGGGUGCAACUGACAAGGGGUUGCCUUUCCUUGCCAUGUGUGUCCUGGUUCCCUUGAGAGUCAUUUAUUGCUAUUGGCUCCUUUAUGUGGUGCAGGUGUUCUGUGCAGCAUUGAUACCAUUUAAAGACAUCAGCUUCCCAACACAGCAUGCCUAUAUGAAACAUGUAGCAAUGAAGUGAGAAACUGGAUUAGGAGGAUGAACCUAGUGGUUUAUGAUUAGUCUAGAUGAGCACGUUUCUCACUUCAUUAUUGCUUUAUGAGACCUUGUGUUGACAAUAGUAUAUUAUCUGCUGCUUGCAUUUGGGAAGAUUCAAGAGCACUGUGAUACAAGAAAUAACAGCCCUACAGCAUGCAUUCAAUAUGACUGAUGUCCAGUGCACAUGAUAUAUCUGCAGAGCUCCUGAUUAAAGUUGUGUUGCACCUGUGAAUUUUAAUUGGUAUAACAGGAAGAGAAUAAUUUGUGCCUGAUCUUCUCUACAGGCCUUAGAAUCAAGGCCAUUCAACACAUAGAUUUGUAGCAAAGUUAAGCCAGAAAGUGUCCAGAUGGUGUAACAUAAACAAAGUCUGCAGUAUUCAACUUGUACUGGCCUGUUGAUGAUGAUGAUUUUGCAUUUAAGAUUUCUGAAGAAGAGAUUAAUUUUGUAAUGUUUGAACUUCUGCAUAGUCAAUAAGAUGGGAUUGUUAGGAGAUUCAGUGGUAGAAAAUAAAAAAAAAGUUUCAUUAAGAACCUAGGAUGAGAAAAUAUAACCAUUCAGCUGCAAUCUGGUCUUCUAAGUAUUCUAACUAUUGAAAUAGAAAUGUACUGAAAGCAACUUUCUUCACCUCCUCUGUUUUUGUUGUAGUUUAUCUGCUGCAAAAAAAAAGAGAAAAGCAGAAAUUGGCUAAACAAUGUAUCUGUAUUAUUUUUUUUAAAAUGCCAUUUAAUAGCCUGAAAAAUCAACGAGACUAGCAACGAGACUCCCUUUGUUUCCUUUCCUUUUUACCUCCCCUACACCACACAAUCUUACCUGUUCUUAGAAAUAUCAUGAGUUCCCAACAUUUCCUCCCCCAAGCAACACCAAUCCCACUGCAUUUUUUCACCCCACCCUGCCAGUAGUCUUCAUGAAAUUCCAUCAAGCUUCUCCCGGCAAAAUGCAAAACAUUAGAGGUGGAAGCAGUUCUGUGAUUCAUAAAACAGUGGAAAAGUCUAUUUACAUGUCCAGCACCAGAUUAUUAAGGUAUUUCAAAAUGGAUGGGAGUUGUUUUCACUGAGGAGACAUUGACAAUACAUUUAAGAAAUUGUUUUAGUUUUUGUUGAGUUUGUAAUGCAAGGUUACUAGGAUGAAAACUUAGUUGAACUUAAACAAAUGUUGCUAGUGACACUUGGCAGCCAGAGCUUUGUGGCAGAGUACAUAACUUUGUGUUCGGAAUAUUCCACCCCUGCUUUCUCUAGUUAAAGGCUGAAGGAAUGGGGUUGGGGAAAAACCUUUGCCUGAGACCCAUAAUUGCCAGUGCCAGUUAAAGUUAAUAAUGGGCCAUACAGCAAGGGUAAUUUUAUGCAGG
Messenger RNA from Rhineura floridana, 3866 nucleotides. It is a transcript of the gene NTPCR, whose product is annotated as nucleoside-triphosphatase, cancer-related. The coding region runs from base 211 to 783 and encodes 190 amino acids. Gene Ontology annotation, molecular function: ATP hydrolysis activity. The transcript has 5 exons. NCBI's taxonomy places the organism in Eukaryota, Metazoa, Chordata, Lepidosauria, Squamata, Rhineuridae. The record is from RefSeq and is a predicted model, not a curated record.